Molecule: messenger RNA, 1917 nt
Organism: Clavispora lusitaniae ATCC 42720
Lineage: Eukaryota; Fungi; Ascomycota; Pichiomycetes; Serinales; Metschnikowiaceae
Biological process (GO): retrograde protein transport, ER to cytosol; endoplasmic reticulum unfolded protein response
Cellular component (GO): endoplasmic reticulum lumen
Source: RefSeq, a predicted model, not a curated record
AUGCUUUUCGCCAUACAUCUUGUUACAUGUCUAGCGGCGCAGGCCGUGGCUCAAACACAGCAGCGGCCGAGCCACGUGCGGCUCUACGAGUCGUUUCUCCCCUCCAGGUUGGCGCAAUCGCUAUACGCCCAGCCGCACUACGAGAGAUUCUUCAUUGGCGGCAACAACGCCAGCGACGAGUACAUUUGUGCUGUUCCGCAGGCCGCGGAAGUGGAGGUGCUCGAGCCGCCGAAGCAAAACGACGCGGAGAUUCUCAAGGGCGCCGCCGACUUGAUCCGCCUGGCGUUUGGGCCAAACCAGUGUGUGUGGGCCUACGAGCUUCGGGGCAUGUACUGGACAUAUGCGUUCUGCCCGGGCGACAAGAUCAUCCAGUUCCACGAGGCCGUGCCGCCACGCGAGCAGCUGCCCAAGGACAGGGCCGAGGGCCGGCACAGGCCCGAGAAUCCCAGCACGGUGUUCGUGUUGGGCCGGUUUUCGCCCGCGUCCAAGGACAAGUUUCUGUUUGACAACCAGGCCUCGCCGGAGCAGUUUGAGCGCACCAUGCGCGAGGCGGUGCGGUCGUACCGGCUCGUGCAGAAGAAAGAGGCGCCGUUCGGCCACCAGCCGGCCCAGAAUGUCGUGGAGCAGUUGGUCAUGGACGGGUCUGUGUGCGACAUGACGGGCCAGCCUCGCACGGUCGAGGUGGUGUACAAGUGCCAGGUGGCGGACUGGAAGGCCCCGCAGAUCGUCAAUGUCGAAGAGGUGCGGACAUGCCACUACCGCAUGCAUUUGCACGUUCCGCUGCUCUGCAACUACGAACCGUUUGUGCCUAACAAAAACGCCCGCGACUCGCUGGUCGAAAUUCGCUGUCAGAGGGUGGGGAAAGAAGAGGGACACACGGACACUCUGGGGCUGGAAGACUUGACAGAUCGCACUUUUGACGACUACUUGAACCGCACGGUUUUGCGUUCGCAUGCGUUUCCAGUCCGUGCGGACAACAGGAUUUCGCUUGCCGAUUACCGGCUCCGGGCGCUUCUGGACGGGUUUUAUGUGGGCAGAAGAGGAAACCGUCUCCAUUCGCCGAACAGCUAUGUGAAUCGGCGCGACGUGAUGCUUUACAAUGGCGACUUUCUGGACUUGGCGAGUCUCGAGGAGAAAGUCCGUGCUGUCUUUUUGAAGAACCUCGGCAAGCGUUUCUUUGCGCCCAUGGCCCAGUUGCAGGUCAUUCUAGAAGCCAAGCACUCCUUUGUUCUCUGGUACGAACUCUACGACUUUAAGGGCCACAUGUUGGGCAUAGUUCGCGCAGAAAACGACCUGGCUAGAGCCGGCUCGCUUCGUAUCGACUUGUUUGAUGCAGAAUCUCUUGAGAGUGUCAGCUCGGGCCAAUCUAUGCCAUCUAGUUUGUGGCUGCAAGUAAGAGCGCCCAACGAGAAGUGGAAUUUCGAGUUCUUCUCCGUUUCAGAGCCACUUCCACCUGGAUUGGUGAUGGAGCAGAAACAUGAGGUUCAACUCAACUUGAUUGCGAGAAAGAAAACCAUCUUGUUCCAGAAUAUGGGGUUCUUGCCUGAUGGAAAAGUGAAACUACAUCUUCAAGACGAUGACGGUAACGAGAUUCAGGGUAAAUAUAACGAUCGUGGAGAAUAUGAGUUCGAAGUGGAGUUGGCUAAGGGCGAAACCGAAACCUUUGCUGCUACAGUAAUGCCAGACUUGGAGUAUUGGGGCUAUCCUAUCAUAUACUACGACAUGGCAGAGGUUGGAGCCAAUGGUGAACAGGGAGAAGACGAUACUGUAAAUGGCAAAACCGAUUUCGCUGAUGAAGAGCUCGACGGAGCAGGCUACAAUCACAUGUACCACCACGAAAAUUACGAGAUAAAUGUGGGAGAACCUGAAAGAGAAGUAACUGACGAGGCGAAAGAGGUCGAACAUGAUGAACUCUAG